Molecule: messenger RNA, 2134 nt
Organism: Plutella xylostella (diamondback moth)
Lineage: Eukaryota; Metazoa; Arthropoda; Insecta; Lepidoptera; Plutellidae
Product: gastrulation defective protein 1 homolog
Cellular component (GO): site of double-strand break; nucleus
Molecular function (GO): protein binding
Source: RefSeq, a predicted model, not a curated record
CAAAAAAAGACAAAACUUUACAGCAAAAUAAACAAAUUUUAAUUAAAUUAAGGUUUUUAAGCGUAUUACCAAUUACCAUAAUACCUACUGCGACUGGUAAACAUGAGUAAGAAGCCAAUAUCAUUUGGAAAGAUCAAGUUCAGCCUUCCUACCACAACCUCAACCGCCGAGCAAAAUGAAGAGGCCAAUACUUCUGGAUUCGGCACUUUCGGCCGGACCCCCAUACAGGAGCAGACCAAAGACAUAGACGAGAUAGCCGAAGACCUGGAGAGCCAGCAUGUGCAGGAGGUCAUGGGCAUCAAGAACUUCGGUAAGAAGGCUAAAAACUUUGACAUUGAGGAGAUGAUGAUGAGAGCGCGGCAAGCGGCCCAGGAAGCCGCUAAAAAGAAGGCUGUUGAAGACGAAGAGAAAGCUAAGGAGAUUAUAGAGAAUUCUAGUGCUAAAGAUGAUGAUGAUGAUGAUGAGGAUCUAAUAGGGCCUCCACUGCCUCCGGGGUUGGUGGAAGAAGAUGAAGAUAUAAUAGGGCCUCCUGUACCAGAGGCGUUGAAGAAAGCUGAUGACAAAACGAAAGGUGAAGACAGCUAUGAUGAACUCAGUGGGUCUGAUGAUGAAGAUGAUGCUGGCCCGGAGAAGAAAAUUCCUAAUAGUCAUGAGGUGCAAAUGCUGCACGGUUCCAAGGCGGUGGUGGCCCUCGCGGUGGACCCCUCGGGAGCUCGACUAGCAACUGGCUCCAUUGACUAUGAUGUCUCUUUCUGGGAUUUCGCAGGCAUGGACGCCUCAAUGCGUUCCUUCCGCACCCUCCAGCCGUGCGAGAACCACCCCAUCAAGUGUCUCCAGUACUCGGCCACGGGGGACGCCAUCCUGGUCGUGUCCGGCGCGGCGCAGGCCAAGGUGCUGGACCGGGACGGCUUCGAGAGCCUCGAGUGUGUGAAGGGGGACCAGUAUAUUACGGAUAUGGCUAAGACAAAAGGCCACACAGCGUCACUAAACAGCGGCUGCUGGCACCCGCACAUCCGCGAAGAGUUCAUGACGUGCGCCCAGGACGCCACCCUCCGGCUGUGGCUCACAGACAACCCUCGGCACCACAAGGCAGUCAUCAAGCCACGGCAACAGGGAGGCCUGAAGACCAACCCCACGGCUUGUACCUUCUCUAGAGAUGGGAACACCGUCGCUUGCGGCUGCUUCGACGGAUCAAUACAGAUGUGGGAUCAUAGGAAAAGCUUUGUUAAUACUUCACAGGUUAUCAGGUCUGCGCAUCAGAAGCAAACUGAGAUAACUAGUGUGGUUUACUCGUAUUUGGGGAACAAUUUGGCGAGUAGAAGCAAUGAUGAUACGUUGAAGUUGUGGGAUUUGAGGGCCACGAAACAGCCGUUGAAUGUGUUCGAUAACCUGUUUUCGAGGUACGAACAGACGGAUUGUGGGUUUAGUCCCGAUGAUGCGAUGGUUUUUACAGGGGAGUCGCUACAGAAAGGCCAAGAUGUCGGUAGGUUGCUGUUUUAUAACACGAAAACCUUUAAAAAGGUUACACAGAUAGAGGUUAGCAAAUCGCACGUUAUCAAAGCGGUGUGGCACGCGAAAUUAAACCAAAUAUUCGUUGGUUGCGGCAAUGGCGUCGUCAAAUGCUACUACGAUCAGAAGAAGAGUCUUCGAGGCGCAAAACUAUGCAUAGUCAAGACGCACAGAAAGAAGCAAUCAUCAGACGUAGUCAGCUCCCAACAGAUCAUUACACCUCACGCAUUACCCCUAUUCAGGCAAGAAAAACUCCGGACAAACAAGAAGAAAAUGGAAAAGGACCGGUUAGACCCCAUAAAAUCCCGUCGCCCAGACUUACCAAUCACAUCAGGCCAAGGCGGUAGGGUUGCCGCUUCUGGCUCCACUCUCAGCUCCUUCGUCAUAAGGAACCUAGGGUUGAGUAAACGGGUGGAUGAUGACCAGGAUCCUAGGGAAGCUAUAUUGAAGUUCGCUAAAGAUGCUGAGGAGAAUCCGUUUUGGGUCGCGCCGGCGUAUAAGAAGACGCAGCCAAAGCCGAUAUUUCAGGGGGAUGACGAUGAUGGACCGUCCGAUGCGAAGAAACAGAAGACGUAGGUGGUAGGAAUGAAUGGAAAUGUGAAUAAAUGGAAUCGUGUACAGUUAA